Molecule: messenger RNA, 1986 nt
Organism: Ctenocephalides felis (cat flea)
Lineage: Eukaryota; Metazoa; Arthropoda; Insecta; Siphonaptera; Pulicidae
Exons: 8
Coding region: 1-1986 (661 amino acids)
Source: RefSeq, a predicted model, not a curated record
AUGUCAUUGUCAGAAGAAAUUGUAUUACCUUCUGGUAGCAGUUUAGAUUAUACUUUGGAAUGUGGAAGCAAUACCGAGAUUGACAAAUCAAGUAUAAUAAACGACCGCAAGGCCGCCAGUCCAAAGUUAUUGCAAGUUUCAACUAUAGGAAAAUAUAACUUACAUGAUAGCCCAUUGCAGCUGUCUGACUCAGAAGCAGAAGAUGAUCCUUUGCCAUGUAUUGAAGAAGAGCAUAUUGAAUCACAAUGUGAUCCUGGUGAUAAUACACAGAACGAUGGUGUAGAACCUAAUAAAUUCGACAAUAGUCACUCACUUGUAGAAGAACCAAAUAUUUCUAACCAUUCUACCAGUAAAGUAACAGAAGUAGUAAUAGCCGAAACAAAUAUGAAAUCUUUUGUGGAGGGAAAUGGAAAUAAUGUGGAAAAUAUUAAAGUAAAUGAACUAAUCAUUAAUGAUGUUCACAAUGUUCAUGAAUCACAAAACUCUGUAAAUAUAGAAGGUAAGGAUGACAUAUCAUCAUAUGAAUCAAAGGAACAAAAAGCUGACACAAAUAUUUUAUGUUCGGAAUCAAUAACAGAUUCCAAGUUGCUUGAAAAAGGAAUAUUGGAUUCGAAUGAUUCAAGUAAUCAUGCAACUACAGGUGGCGACUUGGAUUCUAACCUAUCUGAUAAGUCUGAACCUAAGCAAUCAGAUCGUACAGAAUCUACCAAUGAUAUAGAAAAUGUAAGCAUGAACGGUAGUUCUGAAACGAAUAACGUUAAUAUGGAAACUAAUUUUCUAUAUUCUGAUGGCGUUGAAAAUGAUCAAAAUGGGAAUUCUGAUAAUGUAAGUGAAGAGUUUUUGUCUCCAGAAGAGAAUGAAAAUGAAUGUUUUGAUCAAACGCUCGACGCAAAUAAUUUAUUGGAAGCGGUUGAUACCAACUCCGCAAGUGCGAAUAAUAAUUCAGUCAAUAAUUUUCUUAUGGAGAAGCAGAAUGAAAUAACAAAUGGUGAGGUUAAUUCAUCAGAAUCUACAGUUAUUUCGAACCAAAACAAUAUAGAUGAAAAUGGCUUUCAGGAGCAAAAUGAAUCCAAUAAUGAUUCAAUGACUGAGGUUGAAUUCACAGAAUUUGUUACAACUUCACAAGAGGUGGAAAUGACUUCUAGACAGGCAAAGCGUACAGGAGAUGAUGAGUUGACCGAUGAAGAUUCUUCCUCUAACAAAAGAAUGAAAGUUGAUGAUACUAUUAGCAUUGAAGAUGAUGAUGAAACACGGUCGAUCACAAAGACUGAUGAGAGCGAUGAAAGAAUAAAACGCAGGCGCGAUAGAAUUGAGCGUAUCUGUAGUUUGCAGGUUUGUAUAACAGGAAGCUCAAUAGUAAAUUUCAACCCCAAAAGAUCUAAUAAAAAUAAUGAUGAUACUGCGGAUACAAAUCAGCAAUCGCUAAACUCUCAAAAACAGGUAAAGCAACCAAAUCAGUCGCAACCAAAGGAAACGACAUUGACUAACAACCAGAUAAAUUCAAAUACUGCCACUCCUCCAUUGCCAGUAAAAUUAAUAAAGAAUCUUACUGCUCUUACAACUUCAUCAAAUUCAAGAGGUGAUGUCCUUAUUAUAGAUCUCACAGCAGAAGAGGAGGAAAGUUCUAUGAGCAAAAAAAAUAAAUUCAAUACUGCCACUCCUCCAUUGCCAGUAAAAUUAAUAAAGAAUCUUACUGCUCUUACAACUUCAUCAAAUUCAAGAGGUGAUGUCCUUAUUAUAGAUCUCACAGCAGAAGAGGAGGAAAGUUCUAUGAGCAAAAAAAGUAAAGUAGAUGGAAAGAAUUCAAGAUCUACAUCGAACACUAGCUCGCAAAUGAGUUGGUCGAGUCCUGGUUCUAAUUCAAUUGGAAGUGCUGCUAGUGGUACUUUCAUGACAACUAAACGUCUGCCACCGCUGCCAAGCUGCCAGUAUGGACCGCGUAGGACUAACAAACCCAGCGGCCCGCUGUUACGAUUAAUCAAGUAG